UAAAGAAUCUUUGAAUUUUCAAUUUAGUUGUUCUAGAAAUUAUUAAGAAAUAAUAAUAAACAAGGCCAAAGAAAGAUGGGUGAAACCGAAGUUUAAUAGGAAUCUUAGCAUAAUAUUUAGCAGGAAACCAUUUUAAAUUAGCAAGUAGAAAAUAUUGCAAAUCCAGAAACAUAGCAAAAUGAAUAAUAACAAACUAUUCAGGUUAAAAAACCUUAGAUUACAUUUAAUUAGAUGAAAAGUUAUUAAUCUGUAUUAAGCAGUGGACCAUAAGAUACUUUUGAUGAAAUAUAAAAAGAAGAUAUUGAAUAUUUAUAGAAAUGCAAGUACAAUAUUGCUUUAUAUCCAGUUUUCACUUUAUUGGGUUUAUUUGGCUUUAAGAAAGCUAUUGAUUUCGUAUAAAUUCCUGAAAUUUUUAGAAAUCCUCUUCUACCUCCUUAGGCAAAGAUUAAAAGAACAAAAUACAUGAAAUAUUUUAUGGGUAAAUACGCACUAGCAGGAGCCUGCUUUUUAGCAACAUUAGCAGGAUGCGGAUUAUAUUAAGUCAAUAAAUUUUAUAUGUAUUUAAAGUAUAAAAAUCUUGUUGAAAGCUAUUUAGAUGCUAAAGAAAGAGAAUUUUUAAACGAACUAAAAGUGCAAGGCCAAAGAAUAGAUUUAUAGCUCAAGCUUUCUUCAAGCGAAACACAAACAGAAAAAAGUUAGUGA
Messenger RNA from Tetrahymena thermophila SB210, 702 nucleotides. RefSeq names its product transmembrane protein, putative. Lineage: Eukaryota; Ciliophora; Oligohymenophorea; Hymenostomatida; Tetrahymenidae. The transcript has a single exon. The record is from RefSeq and is a predicted model, not a curated record.